Messenger RNA from Strongylus vulgaris, 297 nucleotides. The record is from the annotation of a GenBank genome assembly. NCBI's taxonomy places the organism in Eukaryota, Metazoa, Nematoda, Chromadorea, Rhabditida, Strongylidae.
GGCGUAGACUUUGCAUCACUUUUCAAUAAUCCACAGAUGCUGAACAUGGCUCAGACCCUUAUGAAUGAUCCUAACAUACAAAAUAUGAUGGGCCAGCUAAUGUCGGGUGGAGCAGGAUUCGGGAAUAUCUUCCAAGCUGGUCAGCAGCUCGCCCAACAAAUGCAGCAAACGAAUCCAGAAUUCGUUGAACAGCUGAGACGGCAGUUUGAGGAUCACGGUCGAACCAACAACGAGAACAACGAAGGUGGAAGUGAAAAUGACCAAAACCAAAAUCAACAAGACCGACAACAACAAUAA